Molecule: messenger RNA, 2763 nt
Organism: Galleria mellonella (greater wax moth)
Lineage: Eukaryota; Metazoa; Arthropoda; Insecta; Lepidoptera; Pyralidae
Exons: 1
Coding region: 1-2763 (920 amino acids)
Biological process (GO): DNA integration
Molecular function (GO): nucleic acid binding
Source: RefSeq, a predicted model, not a curated record
AUGUAUAGGCAAGUUCUUGUUGCUCCAGCCCAUAGAGAAUACCAGCGGAUAUUAUGGCGGUCUAACUCAGACCAACACGUAUCUGAAUAUAGAUUAAACACCGUAACUUAUGGUGUUUCUUCGGCUCCCUAUCUCGCUUGUCGUACUAUUCAGCAGCUCGCGAGAGAUGAAGGGGAUUCGUUUCCUCUAGCAAAAGAAACCGUCACAUGCGAUAUUUAUGUUGAUGAUAUUGUUACUGGUACCAAUACUAUGUUCCAAGCUCGCGAGUUGAAGUCGCAGGUUAUCGCUUUGCUCAAAUCUGGCAAUUUCGAAUUAAGAAAAUGGGCUAGUAACAAACCAGAAUUGCUGGAAGAAAUUCCACCAGAGCAUUGUCUUGUAGAAGCUAAAUCUUUUAUCGAUGCACAAUCUUGCACACUCAAGGUUCUCGGUCUUAAAUGGGAUCCACUGCGUGAUUCGUUUGUCUUUCACGUGCAACCUCUUAACAAAGUUUGUACCAAGCGAUCCAUAUUGAGUGAGGUUAGUCGCAUCUUCGACCCGUUGGGAUUUCUUUCUCCAGUGACUAUUCACAUCAAAAUCUUAAUCCAACAACUUUGGGUAGCUGGCGUAGCAUGGGACGAAACACCACCUGACAAUAUUGUUCGUAUGUGGACAAAUUAUGUACAACAGUUACCAUCCAUUCAAAAUUUAAUCGUACCCCGUCGUUGUACUGUUGAUCACGCAAUAUCGUAUGAGCUUCACGGGUUUUGCGAUAGCUCGGAGAAGGCCUAUGGCGCUGUCAUUUAUUUACGUGUUACAGUCAAUAGUGAUCGUAUACAUACUUAUUUUGUAUGUUCCAAAGCUCGCGUCGCUCCUUUGAAAAAACUAAGCUUACCACGUCUGGAAUUAUGUGCAGCAAUGCUAUUAGUAGACUUAUUAAAGUUCGUAAAGGAGACAUACAUGCCGCGUAUCAAUUUCUCUAUUACUCUUUGGAGUGACUCGACUGUUGUACUGUCAUGGCUCCGAGCACAUUCAUCAAAGUGGACUACAUUUGUUGCGAACAGAGUUAGCCACAUACAAAGUAUAGCGCCUAUUGAUCAAUGGCGACACGUUUCCACACAUGACAACCCCGCAGAUAUUUGCUCACGAGGCCAGUUUCCUCAACAACUUGUUGAUAAUACUUUAUGGUGGGCGGGCCCCACAUGGUUACGUAAACCACACACCGAGUGGCCAUCAUCUUCUUCAUCUAUCACUGACAUUGAUGAUAACAUAAUAUCUUCGGAGAUAAGGCGAAACACCACGUUAUUAAUUCAACAAACCGCAUCGAUUAAUCCAAAUCUCGAUCCUUUUUUAGAGGAAUUACUCAAUAGCGAUCUAUCAUUAGAUGCUAUUAUUGAUAAAAUUGCCUAUGCAGUCAUUCGAAAAUCUGAUACUACAGAUUCAGUGUUAUCAAGCGAUGAGCGACACCAAUCACUUCUUAUGCUCGUAAAAUAUAUUCAAUCCUUGUCGUUUUCUAUCGAAAUUGAGAAAAUUCGUUCUAGACAAUCGUUGUCUAAAUCGUAUCGUAAGCUCAAUCUAUUCAUUGAUAACCAGGAGGUGCUCAGGGUGGGCGGUAGGAUUUCUCGCUCUGGACUCGAAUACGAACAGGUACAUCCAGCAUUGUUACCAUCUAAUAAUUUGUUUACAUCAAAAUUAAUUCAAUCGGUUCAUUUGAACAAUUGUCAUUGUGGUAUAAAUACUACACAAUACUUAAUAUUACAACAAUUUUGGAUAAUAUCGGCUAAACGGGUCAUUCGACGCUGUUUAUCGCAAUGCUUUAAUUGUUUUCGACUUCAACCUAAACCGUUACAACCUUUCAUGAGUGACCUUCCUAAAUAUCGCGUAAAUCAAGUAAAACCUUUUUCUGUGGUAGGAAUUGACUACGCUGGCCCUUUUCGCAUUAAAACCGGACCAUAUCGUGGAGCUAAAAUAGACAAGGCCUAUCUUUGUUUAUUUAUCUGUUUGGCUACGAAGGCUGUUCAUUUGGAAACAGUAUCCACUCUUUCUACCGAUGGAUUCAUUGCCGCCUUACGCCGUUUUGUUGCUCGGAGAGGCAGGUGUUCGACAAUACAUGCGGAUUGUGGAACAAACUUUAUCGGUGCUCGCAAUCAACUAGUGUCUCUCACCGAAACUGCAUCUAAAAGUGAGCGAAUUGAUUUUAAAUUUAAUCCACCCUCUGCACCGCAUUUCGGAGGUGUCUGGGAGAUCCAAGUGAGAGUGGCAAAAACACUUUUAUAUCGGGUUGUAGGUGACCAAGUAUUGACGUUCGAAGAGCUCACCACUCUUUUUACUCAAAUCGAAGCGGUCAUGAAUUCGCGUCCCUUGUAUCCAAUGAGUUCAGACCCAAACGACUUCCAGGUUUUAACGCCAGGGCAUUUUUUAACUCUCGAACCAUUGACGUCCGUUCCGGAUACGGAUUCAACUCACGUUAAUAUCAAUAGACUAGAUCGUUGGCAGUUAAUUCAGACAUUUCAACGUUCUUUCUGGAAUAGGUGGAGGAAUGAAUAUUUACAUACAUUAACCUUACGAGCCAAAUGGACGAAAGAUUCCAAACCAUUAGAACUUAACUCAAUGGUCAUUAUCAAGGAUGAUAAUCAUCCACCUCUGCACUGGCAAAUAGGAAGAGUUGUAGAAUUACAUCCUGGACCAGAUGGUCAGGUUCGUGUAGCCACUAUAAAAACGGACAAGAACAAUUUGAUCAAGAGACCUCUAGUAAAGCUAUGUCCUUUACCAAAUGAACCAUUCUAG